Messenger RNA from Hippoglossus stenolepis (Pacific halibut), 954 nucleotides. RefSeq names its product chymotrypsin-C. Gene Ontology annotation, biological process: proteolysis. Lineage: Eukaryota; Metazoa; Chordata; Actinopteri; Pleuronectiformes; Pleuronectidae. The transcript has 8 exons. Bases 129 to 932 code for a protein of 267 amino acids. The record is from RefSeq and is a predicted model, not a curated record. Gene Ontology annotation, molecular function: serine-type endopeptidase activity.
AGCUCCACCUCAGUAUCAAGAUUUAUCGCAGGGUAAAUUUCCAAUUGACACAGUUUGUGAAGGUUAUGUAACAUUAUGAAAGGUAUAAAUACGUGACAUGUUUUAUUGCAAACUGUGGAGAUUCAAAAAUGAUGAAGUUUGUGGUUGUCGCUCUCUUCGUUGCUGGAGCCUACGGGUGCGGUCUGCCCACCUUCUCCCCUGUGGUGACCAGGGUGGUUGGAGGAGAGGACGUCAGGCCUCACAGCUGGCCCUGGCAGAUUUCCCUGCAGUAUAACAGACAAGGUGAGUGGAGACACACCUGUGGAGGGACCCUGAUCUCUAACCAGUGGGUCCUCACCGCUGCUCACUGCAUCAGCAGUAGCAAGGAGUACAGAGUGGCCAUGGGAAAGCAGAACCUGAUCGAGACAGAGGCGGGCGCUGUGUUCAUGGGCACCGCCAACAUCAUUGUGCAUGAGAAGUGGAACCCCUUCUUCAUCCGUAAUGACAUUGCUCUGAUCAAGCUGGAGACGCCCGUUAUCUUCUCUAACAGCAUCAUGGCAGCUUGUCUCCCUGCUGCAGGCGUCAUCCUCCCCCACAACGACUCCUGCUACGUCACUGGAUGGGGUCGCAUCUCCACCGGAGGUCCCAUCGCUGACAUCCUGCAGCAGGCUCUCCUUCCUGUCGUGGACCACGCCACCUGCACCAAGCCUGACUGGUGGGGCGCUCAGGUGAAGGACACCAUGGUCUGUGCCGGCGGAGACGGGGUCGUGUCUGGUUGCAACGGAGACUCUGGCGGCCCUCUGAACUGCCGCAGCGCUGACGGGUCCUGGGGCGUUCACGGCAUCGUCAGCUUUGGCUCCGGCCUCAGCUGCAACUUCCCCAAGAAGCCGACGGUGUUCACCCAAGUCAGCUCCUACAGCGACUGGAUCAGCUCUAAAAUGGUGGCCUACUGAGAGGACAGUGGUGUGGAAUAAA